Messenger RNA from Aspergillus clavatus NRRL 1, 2202 nucleotides. Its product is annotated as putative terminal deoxynucleotidyl transferase. Bases 1 to 2202 code for a protein of 733 amino acids. The record is from RefSeq and is a predicted model, not a curated record. Lineage: Eukaryota; Fungi; Ascomycota; Eurotiomycetes; Eurotiales; Aspergillaceae. The transcript has a single exon. Gene Ontology annotation, cellular component: nucleus. Gene Ontology annotation, biological process: double-strand break repair via nonhomologous end joining. Gene Ontology annotation, molecular function: DNA binding; DNA-directed DNA polymerase activity.
AUGUGCCCCCCAACCACCCCGCCUCCAACCCUAACAACCAGCGAAGCACACCUCUUCUCCCCCCUCCCCCCCAUCUACGUCCUCCCCACCCACCUCCCCCUCGACACCCUACACACCACCGAAGACGCCCUCGUGCACCGCGCCGCGCGCCUCACCUACGAUGCCGCCGAGGCGGGCCUCGUCCUCGGCAAGCUGAGGCAGAAGAAGAGGGCGGUGCUGGAGUUGAGGACACGCGGGGUGUGGACGACGGAGGUGGAGCGCGUUUCUAAUCCUGGGCAUGGGGUGGGUGGGUUGGAUUUGGAGUUGGGUUCGCGAGCGGGGAGUGCUCGCAGCGCAAGUGCUAGUGUUAGUGUUACUGGCAGUGGCAGCCCUGAGCCUGUGGCGAAACGGCAGCGGGUGGAGUCUGCGGAGGACGCGCGGGUGCGGCUCAAUGAUGAUGGUGUUGUUGAUCUUGCGACUGAGAGGGAGAGCGAGGAGGAGGGUGGUGGUGGUGUGCGGCGACAUCUGCGGGUGCCGGAGUCGAGGGCGAGGGCGAGGUCGAAGUCUGUGGCGUCAACGGCGACAGCCCCCUCUGGGACGGAUGCCCAGGGUGGCGAGCGGGAUGUGGUCACGGUGGUUCGGCUGGACUGGGUUGAGGAAGUGCUCCGGGCGCGGAGGCUGGUGGCCAUGGCGCCGUUUGUGGUCUACCAGGGCCGCAAGGUUGCGGCUCCUACGCCUGCGGCUGCGUCUGCAGGUGGCGCGGAGAACUCAAAGGCGAUAUUGCAACGGGCCGAGCAAGACGCCAUAUUCAAGCCCCCCGCGGCAGCGAGCAGCCGCUUCACGGCGCGGCGCUCGCGCGAGCCGCUCGGCCCCGGCCACCAACCGCCCAAGCUCUACCAGCAGACGACGUCCGAGCACGACGAGGCGGCGCCGCUACCGCCUGCGCCGGACUGGGUGCGCGACCGCGUCAUGUACGCGUGCAUGCGGUCGGCGCCGCUGCACCCGCCCAACGAGGCGUUCAUCGCGCAGCUGGUCAAGAUCCGCACGGUGCGCGAGCUCACGCUGGACGAGAUCGGGGUGCGGGCGUACAGCACGUCGAUCGCGGCGCUGGCCGCGUACCCGUCCGCGAUCCAGCGGCCCGCCGAGAUCCUCACGCUGCCCGGCUGCGACGCCAAGAUCGCCGCGCUCUUCGCCGAGUUCCAGGCCAGCGCCGACGGCACGGUCGCCGCCGCCGCCGCCCUCGACUCCGACCCGGCGCUGCGCACCCUGCACCUCUUCGGGAACAUCUGGGGCGUCGGCGCCAAGACCGCCCGCGACUUCCUCUACCAGCGCCACUGGCGCGACCUCGACGACCUCGUCGAGCACGGCUGGGCCGCCCUCUCCCGCGUCCAGCAGAUCGGCCUCAAAUACUACGACGAGUUCCUCGCCGGCGUCCCCCGCCCGGAAUCCGAGGCCAUCGCCCGCACCGUCGCCGCCCACGCCGCCCGCGUCCGCCCCCACGCCCGCUACGACGCCCGCGGCCUCGACUGCGUCCUCGUCGGCGGCUACCGCCGCGGCAAGCCCCUCAGCGGCGACGUCGACCUCGUGCUCUCCCACCGCGACGAGUCCGUCACCAAGAACCUCGUCCUCGACCUCGUCCGCAGCCUCGAGGCCGCCGGCUACAUCACCCACACCCUCGCCCUGCACAUGACCUCCUCCCACCGCGACCAGCAGCCGCUGCCCUACCGCGGCGACGACGAAGACGACGACGACGACGUGCCUGGCCGCCACUUCGACACCCUCGACAAAGCCCUCGUUGUCUGGCAGGACCCGGACUUUGACGACGACGACGGCGACGACGACGACGCUGCCCCAACCUUAACCUCAGCUGAAGCCGAAGCCGACGAUCAAGACGAGAACCAAGAAGAAGGUGCAGAGGCUCGCCGCCGUCGCCGCAAUCCCAACCCGCACCGUCGCGUCGACAUCAUCAUCUCGCCGUGGCGUACGGUCGGCUGCGCCGUGCUCGGCUGGUCGGGCGACACGACCUUCCAGCGGGACCUGCGGCGGUACGCGAAGAAGGCGCACGGGUGGAAGUUCGACUCGAGCGGGGUGCGCCAGCGCACGACGGGCGGGCAUGUCGUGGACUUGGAGCGUGGCGGCGAGACGUGGCAGGAGAGGGAGAGGUUGGUGCUGGAGGGGUUGGGGGUGGGAUGGAGGCCGCCCGAGGAGAGAUGUACCCGGUAA